AUGGAAGCGUCAGAGGGUGAUGGGAUACCAGGUCGGCCCAGGUACGAGGACCUCUGCGGGGCAGAGGUCAGCUGGCUGGCAGCGCGAGGCUUGGCUCUGCCCCCAGCCAGUGCCGCACAGGGCUGCUCGGCAGCUGCUUGUCUGGCCCCAUCUCUGCAGACCCCCCAGAGCUGGCACCCGAGAGCCCAGGGUCUGGCACUGCUAGGGCUCGGGAUAAAGCAGGACAUGAAAGAGGCCCCUGACAGGGUGUUGGAAUCCCCGAGUCCGCAGGACUGCGCUGUCACUGCGGACACCAGCGUAGGAGAGACAGGUGUAAGCAGAAGGAACCCAGGGCCCAGAGCAGAUGGGCCAAUGGGCAGCCACGUGGAGACACGGGCCCACGCUGAGGAGCGGCUCCUGAAGAAGCUCUUCUCCGGCUACAACAAGUGGUCGCGGCCCGUGGCCAACAUCUCGGACGUGGUCCUUGUCCACUUCGGCCUGUCCAUCGCCCAGCUCAUCGACGUGGACGAGAAGAACCAGAUGAUGACCACAAACGUGUGGGUGAAGCAGGAGUGGCAUGACUACAAGCUGCGCUGGGACCCCGCCGACUAUGAGAAUGUCACUUCCAUCCGAAUCCCCUCCGAACUCAUCUGGCGGCCCGACAUCGUCCUCUACAACAACGCGGACGGGGACUUCGCGGUCACGCACCUGACCAAGGCCCACCUGUUCUACGACGGGCGAGUGCAGUGGACACCCCCGGCCAUCUACAAGAGCUCCUGCAGCAUCGAUGUCACCUUCUUCCCCUUCGACCAGCAGAACUGCACCAUGAAGUUCGGCUCCUGGACCUACGACAAGGCCAAGAUCGACCUGGUGAGCAUGCACCGCCGCGUGGACCAGUUGGACUUCUGGGAGAGCGGCGAGUGGGUCAUCGUGGACGCCGUGGGCACCUACAACACCCGCAAGUACGAGUGCUGCGCGGAGGUGUACCCCGACAUCACCUACGCCUUCGUCAUCCGCCGCCUGCCGCUCUUCUACACCAUCAACCUCAUCAUCCCCUGCCUGCUCAUCUCCUGCCUCACCGUGCUGGUCUUCUACCUGCCGUCCGAGUGCGGCGAGAAGGUCACGCUGUGCAUCUCGGUGCUGCUCUCGCUCACCGUCUUCCUGCUGCUCAUCACCGAGAUCAUCCCGUCCACCUCGCUGGUCAUCCCGCUCAUCGGCGAGUACCUGCUGUUCACCAUGAUCUUCGUGACCCUGUCCAUCGUCAUCACCGUCUUCGUCCUCAACGUGCACCACCGCUCCCCGCGCACGCACACCAUGCCCGCCUGGGUGCGCAGGGUCUUCCUGGACGUCGUGCCGCGCCUGCUCUUCAUGAAGCGGCCGUCUGUGGUCAAGGUCAACUGCCGGCGGCUCAUUGAGUCCAUGCACAAGAUGGCCAGCGCCCCGCGCUUCUGGCCCGAGCCCGAGGGCGUCCGUGGCUGCGGCCUGCCGCCCUCCCCUACCUUCUGCGUGCCCCUGGAUGUCCCAGGUGAGCCGCAGACAGCCUGCGAGUCUCCCCUUUCCGCCCGGGUCCCAGCUCUGCAGCCAUCCGAGGCCCCAGCCUCCAGUCCCUGCCCCUCGCCCAGCAGCACCGGCACCCCAGGGCUCACCAAAGCCAGGUCUCUGAGUGUCCAGCAUGUGCCCAGCCUCGGUCAUGCAGCAGAGGGCGGGGUCCGGUGCCGCUCCCGGAGUAUCCAGUACUGCACUCCCCGGGACACCGCCACCUCCACGACUGAUGGUUCUCGGGCCUCUCAGAAGGCCCCGUCGGCCGAGCUCCCACCGCCAGACCAGCCCUCCCCGUGCAAGUGUGCGUGCAAGAAGGAGCAGCCCACGGCCUCCGCAGACGCCUCACACACAGCCCUGCCCCGGCACCCGCCCUUGUCGCCAGCCCUGACGCGGGCAGUGGAGGGCGUCCAGUACGUUGCCGACCACCUCAAGGCAGAGGACACAGACUUCUCCGUGAAGGAGGACUGGAAGUACGUGGCCAUGGUUAUCGACCGCAUCUUCCUCUGGCUGUUCGUCCUCGUCUGCCUGCUGGGCACCGUGGGCCUCUUCCUGCCCCCCUGGCUGGCCGGUAUGAUCUAGGGAAGCUGCGACUGCUGCGUCCGGCCGCCUGGCUCUGCGGGGCCAAGCAUCUGCCAAGUCGCCCCGCCUUCGUACCUGCCCUAAGACGACGUGGGAAGGAUACGCAGCCCCCGGGGAGCCGCCAGUUGGGGUGCCGCCCCCGGCAGGCUGAGGCCCCAGAGGC
Tupaia belangeri chinensis (Chinese tree shrew) is the source of this 2263-nucleotide messenger RNA. RefSeq names its product cholinergic receptor nicotinic alpha 4 subunit (gene CHRNA4). Gene Ontology annotation, molecular function: acetylcholine-gated monoatomic cation-selective channel activity; transmembrane signaling receptor activity. Gene Ontology annotation, cellular component: postsynaptic membrane. Bases 1 to 2100 code for a protein of 699 amino acids. The transcript has 9 exons. The record is from RefSeq and is a predicted model, not a curated record. Gene Ontology annotation, biological process: monoatomic ion transmembrane transport. Lineage: Eukaryota; Metazoa; Chordata; Mammalia; Scandentia; Tupaiidae.